GACACAGCUGGCAGAACAAACAUCUUGACAAACAGUGAGUGGGUGUGGCUAACCUUAACAUAAAAGUAGGACGGUAAAAAUGAAAGUAUUGCAAACAUAAUGGCGUCUUCCGUCUACAAGUGGGAGUUCAUGGCAGACGAGGGGAGAUGGACAGAAUACCAGGGAUAUAAUGGUUCAUUUGACAGCAAAACCCUUGAGAGACAUUACCAUCUGAAUCCACGGGGCAAGCUACACUUCACGAUCAGGAAAUUCUCCUACACUUUGGAUUUCGCAAGGAUGGAGCAGAUCAAUCACAAGUACGGGACUAGGAGAGCAGUGAGGAGGAUUGUUGAUGGCACUAGUGAAUACGAUGGCAGUGCGGCCACACCCACGUCACAAUGGCAGUUUCAAGAUAAAGGUGGAAUAUGGAAAGAAUAUACCAGAGGACGGUGCAGCACGUCCAGUCAGGACAUUCAGAGCCAGUACCAAAAGAACCCGACAGGCAGCAUGAUGUUUACGGUCAAGAACGUCAGAUAUAAGCUAAACUUUGCAGACAUGACUCAGACAAACCUCUCCACACGCACCACCAGAUUGGUGAGGCGACUCUUCCGCUGACUGUGGGACCUCAACAGAUUUGGAGGUCUCACUUAAUGUUAACUCAAUGUUAACUUAAUGUCGAGCCUCAAAAAUAAGCUCAAUGCCUGACUACCGUUAUCUCUCACAUUAGAAUGAUUCCAAGUUUUAAUGACCUUACACAAGAGUUUGUUUUUGCUUUAAUUUAGCCAUUUUUCUUUAUUGCUACCUUCGACCUUCUCCAAUAUUUUUUGUAUAUCUGCUCUUAUUUUGAGUUUGUUCUCCCUCAGUGCAUUUUCAGAGGAUUGAAAAAUCAAUAAUGAUUUAAACAUGGGGCAUUUAAGAAAAGCAGGGAGGGAUUUAACUUUUUUUUUAUCAAUUUAUGAUUGUGAUUGCAUUCUGGAUUUUCCAAGGAAAGCUUUUUUUUUUAACCUUAAAAGACUGUAAGUGUUUCCGACCCCUUUGAAUUAGAGGGGCGUAUCCUGUGGUACUGUAAAUCAGCAGAUAGCUCUACAAAUUGUUUGUGAUCAAGUUGCAUUGUGGGUAAUGUAGGCACAUCCUUUAACCUAAAACCAAAGGAAUGUUUACCAAAGUUUCAUAUAUGCUCCUUGCUUAUAUGCUUGUAAUCAUCAGUUGAGUAAACCUUAAAACGUCCCUGAUUCAUGCAUACUGCCUUGUAAUCAGUGCAUUGUGAAAAUAAAAUGCUUCCUUUGACCUAA
This is a messenger RNA of Dicentrarchus labrax (European seabass), 1271 nucleotides long. RefSeq lists its product as uncharacterized. Bases 100 to 594 code for a protein of 164 amino acids. The transcript has 7 exons. NCBI's taxonomy places the organism in Eukaryota, Metazoa, Chordata, Actinopteri, Moronidae. The record is from RefSeq and is a predicted model, not a curated record.